This is a messenger RNA of Pseudomyrmex gracilis, 2500 nucleotides long. RefSeq names its product 6-phosphogluconate dehydrogenase, decarboxylating (gene Pgd). Gene Ontology annotation, cellular component: cytosol. The transcript is spliced from 5 exons. Bases 270 to 1718 code for a protein of 482 amino acids. Gene Ontology annotation, biological process: pentose-phosphate shunt; pentose-phosphate shunt, oxidative branch. Gene Ontology annotation, molecular function: phosphogluconate dehydrogenase (decarboxylating) activity; NADP binding. The record is from RefSeq and is a predicted model, not a curated record. Lineage: Eukaryota; Metazoa; Arthropoda; Insecta; Hymenoptera; Formicidae.
UAACCGUUGGCGAGCAAAAUGCGAGACGACGAGGUCUCGAAAUGCUGCCAUCGUUUGUCUGACGACUUUGCGUGCGCCUCGCGAUUGGUCGUUGAGACGUCAGCUGACUCAGCAAAGUAUCGUCCGAACAAUAUACGUUCAUGAGUAGCGAUUGUGGCGAGACCAGCGACCACUUGUUGCUCUCUGGGCUUUGCUUUGAUAUCUUUUUUAGAUUUUAGUACAUUUGUCUCUAAGUAUAUCUUCAUCAAUUACAUCUGUCAAUCGCAAACAUGAGCACUCCGGUAGCAGAUAUCGCCCUCAUCGGGUUGGCAGUCAUGGGACAGAAUUUAAUUCUGAACAUGAAUGAUCAUGGAUUUGUUGUAUGCGCGUACAAUCGCACCACGGACAAAGUUAAAUCGUUUCUCGAGAAUGAAGCUAAAGGUACAAAAAUAAUUGGUGCUUAUAGCUUGAAGGAGAUGGUCAGUACACUGAAGAGUCCGAGAAAAGUAAUGAUGUUAGUUAAAGCUGGUUCAGCUGUGGAUGCAUUCAUUGAGCAACUGGUGCCUCUUCUCUCUCCUGGAGACAUUAUCAUUGACGGUGGCAACUCUGAGUAUCAAGAUACCGAGAGACGCACGAAAGACUUGGAGCAAAAAGGAAUUCUUUUUGUGGGUACUGGUGUUAGUGGAGGAGAAGAUGGUGCAAGAUAUGGGCCAUCCUUGAUGCCAGGUGGCAAUCCCAAGGCGUGGCCGCAUAUUAAACCUAUUUUCCAGUCGAUAGCAGCAAAAGCUGACGGAGAGCCAUGUUGCGACUGGGUCGGCGAGACUGGCGCUGGGCACUUCGUCAAGAUGGUGCAUAACGGCAUUGAGUAUGGCGACAUGCAGAUCAUCUGCGAGGCGUAUCACUUGAUGCGCAGCGGCCUUCAGCUCACGCAGGGCGAGAUGAGCAAGGUAUUUGAUGAAUGGAACAACAAUGUUCUCGAAUCUUUCCUGAUUGAGAUUACGCGCGAUAUACUCAAGUACAAGGACGAGAAAGGUUACUUGCUCGAGCGUAUCAGAGACACAGCAGGCCAGAAAGGCACUGGCAAAUGGACAGCAAUCGCAGCGCUAGAUUACGGCGUGCCGGUCACGCUAAUCGGCGAAUCGGUGUUCUCGAGAUGUCUGUCCGCGCUGAAGAAUGAGCGCGUGGAAGCUAGCGCAGUGCUGACGGGUCCGGAUUCAGUAUACAAAGGCGAUAAGAAAAAGUUUUUAGAACACUUGCGAAACGCUCUGUACGUCGCAAAAAUUAUUUCGUACGCGCAAGGCUUCAUGUUGCUCAGAGAAGCUGCCAAGGUCCACAAUUGGAAUCUAAAUUAUGGUGGAAUAGCAUUGAUGUGGCGAGGUGGAUGUAUUAUAAGAAGCUCAUUUUUGGGAAAUAUAAAAGCAGCGUAUGACAAAAAUCCAAAAUUGUCCAACUUAUUGUUGGACAAUUUCUUUGCUCGUGUUAUGAACGAAUAUCACACGAGUGCCAGGGUGGUUGUGAGUGCCGCUGUAACAAUGGGUAUACCAACUCCCGCUUUGUCAACGGCUCUGGCAUUUUACGAUGGAUUCAGAACUGGUCGAUUGCCGGCGAACUUGCUGCAGGCCCAGCGCGAUUAUUUCGGGGCUCAUACUUACGAAUUGCUUGGUCAGGAAGGAAAGUUCAUUCAUACCAACUGGACCGGACACGGUGGAAAAGUAUCCGCUUCUACGUAUGAUGCAUAAAAGUUGUUGGGAACAUACUAUUAUUCCGGAUGACAAACAAUUAAAUGAUAUACAAGAAAGAUAUCGUAGAAUAACAAAUAAUUUUUAAGAGAUUACUCGGAAUCGUUUGUAUGUAUCAUACCUGGUGUUACAAGCGGUGUGAUUAAAAAACAAGUGUGAAAAAAGGUUAUGUUAGAUCUGACGUAGUUUACAAAAAUAGCGUUUUAGUCGCAGGUUGAGUCGGGAGGAUUAAUAACGUCACAAAAAUCAAGCGACAUGAGUGGUCGAAUUGCCGAACUGACGUCAUUGAUCUCUGUCGGAGCGAUUUGACCGAUUGAAAACUAUAAGUCUAAAACUACCAACUGCUCGUUUGGUCGAUACAACAGACUCUUCCAGUACUCUCUUAAGAAUUCACCUGGAUUCUUGAAAAUUGCCGAGCUACGUCUCAAACAAACUUUAGCAAUAUUUAAAUGAGCAGUAACAUUUGACGUAAUCGAAGUUGAGCAAGUUUACAUAGUAAUGUCAGUUGACAUAUGUGAGACAAUUUAACGAAUAGAUUGUGUGUAAAUAUCGUUACUGAUGGAUACGAAAUAUUGUUAACGAUGUGUUGAUUACAUCGUAUAUAGAUUUUAAUAUCUCAGAUUCUUUUUCACACAUACAUUCUUGCUUAAUAUAUUUUUAUAAACUACUUGAAAACUUUUAGAAACAUGUUGAAAAAUUAUAAAUAUGUACAUACAACUGUUAAGUGCAACGUGUAUGGAUUGUUAUCUAAAAAAAAAAAAAAAAAAACAAGUGGAAAGGAA